Papilio polytes (common Mormon) is the source of this 1161-nucleotide messenger RNA. Its product is annotated as farnesyl pyrophosphate synthase 1-like. The record is from RefSeq and is a predicted model, not a curated record. The coding region runs from base 31 to 1128 and encodes 365 amino acids. Lineage: Eukaryota; Metazoa; Arthropoda; Insecta; Lepidoptera; Papilionidae. Gene Ontology annotation, molecular function: (2E,6E)-farnesyl diphosphate synthase activity; dimethylallyltranstransferase activity. The transcript has 6 exons. Gene Ontology annotation, biological process: trans, trans-farnesyl diphosphate biosynthetic process. Gene Ontology annotation, cellular component: cytoplasm.
AUCAAGUCGUCGCGUAUUAAGUUUUCAAACAUGCUUCUGACUAAAUUGCACAUACGAGGUUUGAGAAGUUCUGCUAUUUGGCGCGCUUCAAAAGCUGAGAGUUUGUUGCAAAAAGGUGAUUAUUUCAACAGUACGCUUUCGAAAGUUGUCGCCAACGGACUGAUUAACACUGAAUUUUCGAAAACACCAUCACUUGUCGAUAGAAUAAAGAAGAUGACGGAGUACUAUACGACGGAAAGAUUACCUCUGCAGGGUCACAUGACAUUGAUAGCUUACGAAAUGUUGGAAAAACCUGAAAACGUUACAGACAAUUCAAUGUAUCAAGCAGAAAUUAUUGCUUGCGCUAUGGAAUUGUUGCAAUCAUAUUUCCUGAUAAUGGACGAUAUAGAGGACGGGGCGACGUCACGUCACGGGAAGACUUGCUGGCAUUUACUGCCUGAUGUCAAGACAUUGGCUCUAAACGAUUCCAGCAUCUUCAGAAGUACCAUACAUGAAAUAUUGAAACAAAAUUUCAGUGGACCUCUUUACACACAACUGCUUGAUACAUUUAACGAUGCGUAUUCACAGGUAGCUAUUGGACAACAUUUGGACACAUUGUUCUCUACAUCAAAAGAUUUUUCAUUAUUUACUCAAGCAAACUACGAUAAUAUAGUCAAAUAUAAGUGCACGUACUAUACAAUGAGGUUACCAUUGAUGUUAGCUAUGAUACUGACAAAUAGAGCGGAUGAGGAGUCUUUUAAACUUGCCGAAAAUCUAUGCCGCGAGGUCGGCGAUCUCUUCCAAAUGAAAAAUGACUUCAUGGACUGUUUCGACUCAGAGUCAGAAAGUGGCAAGUCUGGCACAGACAUACAAGAGGGGAAGUGCACUUGGCUAGCGGUGAAGUCUUUAGAGCGCGGCACGCCAGAGCAAAGAACAACAUUCACAACUUGCUACGGCAGCUGGGACCAAGAGCACGUUGACACAAUAAAGAAUCUAUACAAAGAUUUGGAUCUUAUAGCAUUGUACGAAGAAGAACAACGCAUACGGUAUAAAAUUUUUAUGCAAAAAGUUCAAGCACUGCCAUCAAAUGCAACGCCUACACCGGAAUUAUUUUUGAAGCUGCUUCAAAUGGCUCAAGCUGGACAGUGAGAAAACAAACACGAUCUUGCCAGGGAGAAUCUU